CCUGCUGCUGCCCCGGGGCCACAGGUGGCCUGCGGCCGGCCUCAGAGUGGCCCCGCCGCACAGCCGAGUGACCCACGGGCCCCUCCCUCUGCAAAGUGCCGCCAGGGCCUUGCCCGGCACAGCCUGCACGAGCUGCCCGCAACCCCUGGCGGCCUCAGGGCCCUGCUGACCCCUGCGCAUUUGCAGGGCUGGGUGCCCAGUGCUGGCCUGGCCGCUCCACGGCCGCCCUCUGGGUGCAGGGGCCCCUGAGCGCCUCUCGGACCCAGGCCGGCGGCCGGAACCACGGGCCUUCUGCUUUGGACACUGGACACCUUCGCCCACCUGGUGUGCGCGGUUGCCUGGGGGUCUCCUAUGCGGUGCCGGCUGUGGCGCGCUGCCCUCCGGGGGCUGGGCCUGCCCGUCCCCGCCUGCCCCGGGCGCCAGCCUUCCCACCCCCGCCGUGCCUGGCCAGUCCCCUGUGGCGCCAGGUCUGAGCGGGUCGGUAGAGGUGAGGGGCACUGCGGUGGCGUUGCCCCCUCGCGCCUGGGCCGGCACCAUGCUGCUGCCCUGCAGCCGCCCUGCGCUCACCAGCCAGCCCACGACCGUCCGGCAGCCGUGGCAGCUUGCACCCGCCGUCCCUGCUGCCCGCUGUCCUGUCCACCGGCCCUGAGUGUGAUGCGCCCUCCCGGUGGGCCCGCUUCUCUGACCAGGCUGCCGGCUCGUAGGGUCCUGCGGCAGCCCUGGGGGCCUCUUGCCGCCGUGUCCCCAGGGCAUGCCGGGCCGGAGGUCAGGACAAGGGCAGCGGUGGCCGUCGCCCUCCAAGGGCGCCUUGGCUGCCUCGCUCCAGGUCGCAGGGUCUGCCCUGCGUGGCGGUGUCCAGGGGUGGCCGGCAGACGCCCAAGCUGGGCCCUUCGGCCUUCCUGCUGUGUGCUUCUCGGCAGGCGGGUGGUGAGCAGGGUGCUGAGUCCGGGCGGCCGGCCGGCCCGGGCUUCCCGUGGGCUGGACACUGGUGGCCCGGGGCCGGUCCUCAGCACAGGUGUCCGUGCAAUGCGACACCCACGGAGCCCACUGUCCGCUCCGCGCCUCCUGAGGCUUCGCGGGGCCGGGCCGCCCCCACCCCCACCCCGUGCCCCGCCGCCCGAGGUGCCUCCGGACGUUGCUCUGUCCCAGGUUCCAGCUCCGCGGGCUGGCCGAGCCCAGCCCUGCAGCCCCGAGACUGCCACGCUGCACCCUCGCUGCGGCCAGGCCUGGAGGGGCCGGUGCUGGACAGCCGCGCCCGGGCUGUGGGAGCAGGACCGCCGGAGCUGUGGGCCCCGCCGCCGAGAGGUCAGUGAGGCGUCCCUGGGCGUGUGCUGCAGCGGAGGCGUCAGGGGCUGCAUCACCGCGCGGCCCUGGCUCUGGGGCAGGGUCUCCCCUCGCUGCCCUGGGCGCCCCCGUCCAGCAGGCCCUGCUGGCUCUCGGCGCCCCGCUCCCGGGGUCUCGUCCUCCACACUGCAGCCCUCAGAUGGAGCCCCGCCAUGAGGCGGGGUGCUGGUCCCGGACACUGGCGCACCCAGGCUUCCCGCUGCACACCCCCAGGUCGCCGUGGCCCGGCGAGGCCCCCGCCGCCCCCCUCGCCCUGGAGCGGGGUCCUCAGUGUGGGAGGCGCUGCCCGGCGGGCUCGGCUCUGCGCUGGC
Messenger RNA from Condylura cristata (star-nosed mole), 1655 nucleotides. Its product is annotated as basic proline-rich protein-like. The coding region runs from base 352 to 1500 and encodes 382 amino acids. NCBI's taxonomy places the organism in Eukaryota, Metazoa, Chordata, Mammalia, Eulipotyphla, Talpidae. The record is from RefSeq and is a predicted model, not a curated record. The transcript is spliced from 2 exons.